AAGAGCAUCCCGGGAACGUGGACAGCGCGGCGCAACUGCUGCAGGGUCUCGAAUAUAGCAAAGCCUGUCCAUCUGGACCCAGAUGGCGAAAGUGAACCCUCCCCCCUCCCCCGGAAGUUGAACCUCACGGCUGUUCCCUUCGUGUGGGUGUAUGACAGCAUCCGCUCUAACCUGGUGCGCGACGUGACACCUCGAGUAGAUGCCCCCCAUGCCACGGAUACGUUCUACGCUGGCCUGCAACUGGUGAUGCCGGAAGAGACCGCCCCAGCCCAGCGACAUACCGCCUUCGCGAUGCGCUAUAUUAUAGAGGGUAGCGGAGGCUUUACGGCGGUGCAUGACAGACGCAUCCGAAUGCAGAAAGGGGAUGCAAUUCUGACACCUAAUUGGAACUAUCACGAUCACGGCAAGGAUAGCAGCGGCCCGCUUAUCUGGCUGGACGGCCUGGAUCUGCCCAAUUUCCGACACUUGCCAGUUCACUUUGUCGAGCACUUCAAUGAGCCUCGCUACGCGGCCAAGGGUCUCAACCAGACUGCCUCUCAGAUGAUCUUCACCGGGGGCCAAUUGAAAGCUGGGUUGGAUGAGAUGGAGGUUGAUUCGGCCACACAGCGCUAG
Molecule: messenger RNA, 612 nt
Organism: Penicillium canescens
Lineage: Eukaryota; Fungi; Ascomycota; Eurotiomycetes; Eurotiales; Aspergillaceae
Product: RmlC-like cupin domain-containing protein
Exons: 2
Molecular function (GO): dioxygenase activity
Source: RefSeq, a predicted model, not a curated record